AACAGUUGAAUGGUUUUAACAAUUUCUUCCGUUUGGUCUCGUCAAAAUGUUUCAUGUCGACCACGUGGACGACCCCACUCAAUAACCGACCAGAAAAUGUUGAUGGCCUGCGCGAUCUUGAAACACGUCAGAAAUACGCAUUCGAAAUCCCCGCACAUCUAUAUUAUCUAAUGUGUCGGACAGUUUCAAUCUUCGGGCGGACGAUUUUCUUUUCUCCUUGAAAUUUCACACGAAGCCAAGAAAACAUGCUCAACGUCAUUUCUUCGCUGAUCGCGCAACUGCGUGGGAAGUCCUGCUACAACGACUACAUCAACUCUUGCAUCGCACGACUGUACAAGAAUCUUCGAACGAAGAAUAUUGGAAACACUGGUCAAGUCACUCAUGCCUACACUAGGUACAGAAUCCGUAAACUCCUUGCCCGACGAAUCAAAGUGCAAAAGAAAUGGACGACGUUGAAUCAAAAGCUCGUGAAGUACGAAUCAGUGUAUCUCAAGUGCAUCGAGUUGAAGUAUCUGAGACUGAAGGCGAAAUUGGCCCGGAACAAACGCGUAGAAAGAGGAGUAUUGAAAGAUCAAAUGAAUACGACCUUCCUCGACAUGUCCACUUCUGCGAUCAAUAAAAGGGACAGCAUGUUGGAGAAAAUCCGCGAGCGGAACGAAUCGAUCAACGCGAAACUGAAAAUCAUCGAAGAGGUGUCCCAGGAAAUAUUGAAGGAAGGGAUAGUGCAAUACGUCGAAGAGCAGUUCUCGCCCACAACGUCGACAGACGAGGAUACCGACGAUUAACUCAGCGGCUUCUGUAUCACCGGAAGGAGAAGAAUCAAAAUUUGCCGGAAAUUAUAAUUACAUUCUGCCCCUGUCUUCAAUAUUCUGGUAUGAAGCCAUGAGUUGAAGCUGGAAUGAGCAUCAGUUCAAAAAACUUCUUCAUUUGAAUGCUACGUGAUUGGUUGGAAGAAACCACUGAGCCAAUACGGCGUUGCAAAUAAAGGUGUUUUUGCAUUGAACAAA
Messenger RNA from Notodromas monacha, 1007 nucleotides. The record is from the annotation of a GenBank genome assembly. Lineage: Eukaryota; Metazoa; Arthropoda; Ostracoda; Podocopida; Cyprididae.